Messenger RNA from Opisthorchis viverrini, 501 nucleotides. RefSeq lists its product as hypothetical. Gene Ontology annotation, biological process: purine ribonucleoside salvage. The annotation marks the transcript as partial. The record is from RefSeq and is a predicted model, not a curated record. Gene Ontology annotation, cellular component: cytosol; nucleus. NCBI's taxonomy places the organism in Eukaryota, Metazoa, Platyhelminthes, Trematoda, Opisthorchiida, Opisthorchiidae. Gene Ontology annotation, molecular function: adenosine kinase activity. The transcript has a single exon.
AUGAAGACCAUAAGAGAGGGCGGUAUUCUGGGCAUGGGAAACCCUCUGCUUGAUUUGAUGGUGAAAGUGGAAAGUGACGUCCAUGAUCGAUAUAAUUUAAAGAAGGACGACGCAAUCCUAGCAGAUGAGCAUCAUAUGCCAUUAUACGAUGAAAUUUCAAAGGAUCCUAAUGUCGAGUAUGCAGCCGGUGGAGCAACACUCAAUACGAUGCGAAUGAUACAGUGGAUUUUAAGAGAUCCACACAGAUGCACAUAUAUUGGAUGUAUUGCCGAUGAUGAAGCGGGUGAUCGACUAAGAAAAGAGUGCGAAAAUGUCAAGCUCUGUACCCGUUUUGAAGUUGCAAAAAGCGGAGCAAGCACUGGGAAGUGUGCCGUCCUAGUACACGGCAAAUACAGAAGUCUCGUUACGCACUUGGGUGCAGCUAAGGAGUUGACAAUUGACCAUAUUUUCAAGACAGAAACGUGGCAGUCAAUCGAAAAUGCCUGUGCAUACUACCUUGCG